AACAAUUUUGUUGCAGCAAACAAAAACAUCGAAUCGGAAACGAAAACGAAUAGUCCCCGUGUCGAAGAGCCACCGCCAAAUCCCGCACCUCCACUCCAGCCAACCGAAGAGGCCAAAAACCACCAAUGUUCCCAGUGCUGCCGCCGUUGCUGCUGCUCCUCCUCCUCCUCUUCUUUGCCAAGGGAACCCACCAAAUCAAUGUCGAUUGCAACGAGCUGCAGAUGAUGGGCCAGUUCAUGUGCCCGGAUCCGGCGAGAGGUCAAAUCGAUCCAAAGACGCAGCAGCUGGCCGGAUGCACCAAGGAGGGCCGCGCCCGCGUCUGGUGCAUUGCCGCCAACGAGAUCAAUUGCACGGAGACGGGCAACGCCACCUUCAGUCGGGAGAUACCCUGCAAGUGGACAAAUGGCUAUCACCUGGACACCACGCUGCUGCUCUCCGUCUUCCUGGGCAUGUUCGGCGUGGAUAGGUUCUACCUGGGCUACCCGGGCAUCGGACUCCUUAAGUUCUGCACCCUCGGCGGCAUGUUCCUGGGCCAGCUGAUCGACAUCGUGCUAAUUGCCCUGCAGGUUGUGGGUCCGGCAGAUGGAUCCGCCUACGUGAUACCCUACUACGGGGCCGGCAUUCAUAUCGUGCGUAGCGAUAAUAUGACCUACCGGCUGCCCAGGGACGACUGGUGAUGGUUAAGGCGGCACAGUGCCUGGUGUACAGUAGAUCACGUUAAGUCCUUGUUAUACCUUAAGUACGGCUUAUGACACUAACGAUAAGCAACGACUGCGGAACUCCGAUUCGGAUCGAGACUCUGAUUAGUGCAUUACGUACCCUAGUUGAUAAGUGUAAAGAUUGUUGCCACCCUCCUUUGCGUAGCCUAAGUUGCAUUGUUUAGUCUUAGUUACCACUGUACAUGGUCCCUCAUACAACUCUACAACUGUGUAAUUGUAUAGGCCGCAUAGACAAAUUGUUUGCCAAUAUAACUAACGAUUUUAAUCAGA
This is a messenger RNA of Drosophila elegans, 989 nucleotides long. RefSeq names its product TM2 domain-containing protein CG10795 (gene bisc). The record is from RefSeq and is a predicted model, not a curated record. Lineage: Eukaryota; Metazoa; Arthropoda; Insecta; Diptera; Drosophilidae. The transcript is spliced from 2 exons. Bases 126 to 677 code for a protein of 183 amino acids.